AGUGAGGUUCAACUUUUGCUACACAGCGGAAAACAGCUGUUGUUUAGAAUCAGGAAAAUAAAAGGAAGAAAGUCAUACAUGUUUGGAACAACAUGUGGGAUGCCAGGUCAGAAAAGAAGGAUGUCAUCUGUUGAACCUGAAAUUAAGAAGACAAGGAUGGACCAAAACCUUGUGUCCUCAGAUAAACCUGGUCCGAUACCUCAGAAGUCUAAAAGGGGAAGACCUCCAAAAAGCAGGGGUUUGGAAACGUCGCAUUCGAGGGAAGAGAACGGAAAGUGUGUUCGCCGGUCCUCUCGCCUAAAAACGACACAAAAGAAGGGUGCGAGAGGAAGACUGCGGAAAGCAUCGAGCGCACCUGAUGUGGUACAACCGAAUGAACGAGGUUCCAAGAUCUCAGAGAAACUUGGAGGUAAACCAUGUCAGAAUUUGGCUGUCCUUAAAAAAGGAACCAAGAAAUAUGCCCCAAGAGUGAGGAAAGACAAGCCUUCUGUCUCCGAAACCAUAAAAACUGUGACAGCAGCCUUGUAUCCCGUGCAAAUCGAGCACAACUAUGGUCGAUUUCUUGACUUGCAAAGUAAGGAGAUAACGUUACCCCAACCUGAGAAAAACCAUGUGGCCAAUAUAGGUGAUUUACAACCAGAAGUUCCUGACAGUUGCCUAAGAGCCAGCAAAGGAUCAGUUGAAGAGCAUAAGGAGCUGUCAACAGUCCCUAUUGAAAAAAUUACUGUGAGUUUGGAUGCAAAAGUAGAUGUAAUGACAAAGUCGCCUCCACCACUUGAAGCUCUUUUUAAAGUCAUCCAAGAGACCGGCAUUACAAAACACGCAUUCACUAGUAAAGACAUCUCCGAUAUGGAUGAGCUAGAGGUCGUAAACACAUGUUCCCUUCAGGACAAUAUACAAAGCACCAAAAUAUCAGAUGUGGCGAAAGUGAUUCUCCAAGACUCUGAAGCAUUUCUUGAUGACGACAUCGAAAUUGAACAUUGUGUUGUUGAGAUUGAAACCUAUGAGGAUUUGGAAAGCGGCUCCAUUAAGGACCAGCAAUCAGCUUUAAACAUUGAGGACGAAACGCCAAAUAAAGAAAAAAAUGAAACUGUUGUAAGUAAGGAUGUUACCUCUUCACCCCAGGAAAGUGCAACAGACUCCUCAGAAGGGCCUCCGAAAAAGCAAGCGAUGAACCCGCAGGCUCGGACGAAGGCCCGUAUUGCUGCCCUUGCCCAGGAGAGGGCGGCUGCCGCCAAGAGACCCCCACCCCGACAGCUCAACCUUUUGGCUCUCUGCGAAGAAAUCGCCUCCGAUAUUGCCUCCGACGCCCCUGUGGGUUCAGAUGAGAAAGAAGGUGAGCAACUAAAGGAGGGGAGUGAGACUAUGGAGGUAAGUGAUACCGAAAGUGAAACAAAAGAAGUAAUAUCACCAACUGUCUCCGACAAAAUUGCAACCCCCGAGACCUCUGAGCCCCAGCCGCAAGAUAUCACACCCAGAAAGCGCUUUUUCCUCAGCCACGUGUCACUGCCUAUCAAGUCCCAGGAGAAGAAAUUAACCCGGUAUCAAAGGCUUAGGCAGGUGGAAAUUCAGAGGGACAAACUAACCUGGACCCGUGUUAAGAAACUGAAGUCUGAUCAGGCAAGCCAAGCUGCCUCCCCCAAGGAGACCGAAAUUGUUUUGGAUUCACCAAGCCAGUGCGCCACUCCUGCUCAGCCUCCUGUCCCAGAGAGCAUCCCCAAAGUGGGCUCAAACGAACCCAGGCGGGCACUGCCUGUACAGGCACCACCCAUGCCUAAUGGAAUUACCAGCACAAAACCCAAACAUGUGGUGGAGUAUAAACCAUACACUCCCAGACCCAAGUAUUCACCUGAUGAUUUUGACCUAGACGGUCUCGAGGAAGAGAUGACCGAACCAGCAGCUCCCAAAAAUGAGAUCAAACCAGAGCAGUCAUCUUCAUCAGCCAAAGUCCAGCCUGAAGCACCAGUGGAGAAGAAACAAUGUGCUCCCACUACUGCAGAUACUAAACAGAAACCCUCUUCCCCUCAAAAACCUGCCCAAAAGACACAAACAGAAAACAGCAACAGUGGAAGUUCUGGUGUUGAUCCUGCAGCAGAACAGAAGAAAGAGGUCAAAAAUGGUUCAAAACCUGAAAGUACAGCAUCACAAACAAGCAAUGAUGCUAGUCAGAAGGCGUUUGGUGCGAUGACGUGUAAUGUGUGUGGGAUGCUGUACUCUCCUACCAGCCCAGAGGACGAAUCUCAACACCUCCUCUUCCACAACCAGUUCAUCAGUGCUGUCAAAUACGUGGGCUGGAAGAAAGAGAGAAUUCUAGGAGAGUAUCCCGAUGGCAAGAUUAUUCUUGUACUCCCUGAUGACCCAAAGUAUGCACUAAAAAAGGUUGAGGAGAUAAGGGAAAUGGUGGACAAUGACUUGGGCUUCCAGCAAGUGGAGACCAAUGUCCCUUCACAGACCAAAACCUUCCUCUUCAUUUCAAAUGAUAAGAAAGUAGCAGGCUGCCUUAUCGCCGAGCACAUCCAAGAGGGCUACAGGGUUAUUGAAGAGUCUGUGCUGGAAGGAACAGAAGGAGAGAAGGUGAUGUUUGAGCGUCAGAGGGCCUGGUGCUGCUCUACGGUUCCUGAGCCGGCACUUUGCGGCAUCAGCCGCAUUUGGGUGUUCAGUAUGAUGAGACGGAAAGGCAUCGCCUCGCGCAUGAUUGAGUGUCUCAGGAAUAAUUUUAUCUAUGGGUCACAUCUAAGUAAAGAUGAAAUCGCCUUCUCUGAUCCCACGCCUGACGGCAAACUUUUCGCCACACAUUACUGCGGAACCUCUCGGUUUCUGGUCUACAACUUUGUCAGUGGCAACCGCUCGACCUGACGUGACAUAAAAACAGUGCUUAGUUUUAAAAUAUUUUCAGUUGAGAAGAGGACUGGACUAAGAAGACAUUAUUUCACUAUAGCAGUCAGUGCAAGAGAACACAAGAAAGAAACAGAAACAUCUUAUGAUGUUUUUUAAAUGGCGAUCCUCACCAGAGAUAUUGAAUGCAACGUUAGACUUUGAAAUCGAACUCCUCACGUUGGCCGGUUGACGUAUUUCAAUAAGACUACACAGUAGCUUAUACCUGUUGCAUCGUUUGGUGAAAGAGAUCUGAAAUGUUCUCUCAGGUUUACGUUGCAGCCUAUCUUAGGACUCGCUGUUUAGUGGAAGCCAUGUUGUCCAGUGCACAAAUGCAAAAUCAGUGUGCUUCUUCCUAAAACAUACGGGAAGAUGUGUGAGCUUUACUACUGUAAGCAAUGCCUCGGUCACGAGGCGAAAUCUUUUGAAUCUCAGGUUGAAAGUCAUGAAUUUGUCAUUAGAAACUCCCUUAAAGCCCUACAUCUUGUCAACUAUUUUCAAAAAGAGUGUAUUUUCAUGAUACAAUGCGUUCCAUGUGCAUUUUAAAGAGGUUUACAUGCAUGGCAUUCACUAAUGAUUUCGUAGAAGUCACUGGUAUUGCACAGCACUGUGCAGAAUGACUUUGAUUCAUUUGUUUCUAAAACACGAGUGUUAUAAUCCAAUGUUUGCCCAGCCAUAGCAUUCCAUCUCAUUUUAAUAUUUUUAGAAGGGUUUUUAUGUAUGUAUAUGUAUUUUGAUUGAAUUAUAUUAAUUUACCCCUGGAAAUGACUACAUAUCUUUAUUUAUCUGUACAUCACUUUGUAAACAGUGACUCAAAGCCAUAAAAUAACU
Molecule: messenger RNA, 3705 nt
Organism: Xyrauchen texanus (razorback sucker)
Lineage: Eukaryota; Metazoa; Chordata; Actinopteri; Cypriniformes; Catostomidae
Gene: esco1
Product: establishment of sister chromatid cohesion N-acetyltransferase 1
Exons: 11
Coding region: 79-2856 (925 amino acids)
Biological process (GO): mitotic sister chromatid cohesion
Cellular component (GO): nucleus; chromatin
Molecular function (GO): protein-lysine-acetyltransferase activity
Source: RefSeq, a predicted model, not a curated record